Molecule: messenger RNA, 952 nt
Organism: Pygocentrus nattereri (red-bellied piranha)
Lineage: Eukaryota; Metazoa; Chordata; Actinopteri; Characiformes; Serrasalmidae
Gene: prrg2
Product: proline rich Gla (G-carboxyglutamic acid) 2
Exons: 7
Coding region: 32-673 (213 amino acids)
Cellular component (GO): extracellular region
Molecular function (GO): calcium ion binding
Source: RefSeq, a predicted model, not a curated record
AGAAGAGCUGUGGGGAUUUUGUCAGUUGCUAAUGAGCCAGUUGCUAAUCAUCACAGGCAAGAUGCCAGGACUUGCUGAAAUAUGCUUUUGCAUGCUGUCCUUGUUUCAUCUGGCAUGGGCAAGAUGCAUCAACAACGGCGACAAUGUUUUCAUCUAUGAGAAAUCUGCAGACUCGUUCCUGUCUCGUUCACUGCUGUACAACAGCUGGGACUUUGAGCUGGUAACACCGGGCGACCUGGAGAGAGAGUGCAUCGAGGAGAUCUGUUCCUAUGAGGAGGCCAGAGAGGUGUUUGAGGAUGACACAAAGACGGCCCAUUUUUGGAAGACAUAUGUGCAUGGUGGUAGUGGUACUGGAACUUCUGGCCGUGUGGAUUUGCCUGGUCUCGUGUCUGGGAUUCUGGCAGCUGUGAUCAUAGCUGCUAUAGCUGUUGUGAUCGGCUGCUACUGUUACAAGAACCGUGGCAAAAGCACAAGGCAAAGGGCCAGUGUGCCGGUGCAAAUGCCAGCAGACACUUGUCCAGCGCCAGAGAUGGUACCUUUGUCUAAUAUCGAGGCUCCAGGUUUGCCGUCCUACAAUGAAGCCCUGGACCGCAGCGGGCAGUACGAUGGCCCUCCACCGCCCUACAUAGGGGAGACGCCAUCUGCCCCUCCAGAAUCCCAGAAUGAGGAGUGAGACUCAGAAAACAGCUGAUGAAAUUCUGCUCUAGCAGGAAACUUCGAGGGUCUGGGGUAGUGAUAUAAGGGAUUUGUAUGUAGACCUACUUUUAGAUUUUUUUUAAUGCAUGUAAUUGUUCUAAAGACAAAGGUACACAAACAGCAACAGCUGUAUUUCAAUCCACCAUGGACUAUUUAUUUUCUUUGUGUCAGCACAUUGUAGUUUUCUAUAUUUAAUGUCAUUCUAUUUUCCUUGAACAGCUGAUUUUUUAAUAAACCCUUUUUUGUUGCUUUUGAA